This is a messenger RNA of Hyaena hyaena (striped hyena), 4584 nucleotides long. It is a transcript of the gene CLSTN1, whose product is annotated as calsyntenin 1. NCBI's taxonomy places the organism in Eukaryota, Metazoa, Chordata, Mammalia, Carnivora, Hyaenidae. The record is from RefSeq and is a predicted model, not a curated record. Gene Ontology annotation, biological process: positive regulation of synaptic transmission; homophilic cell-cell adhesion; positive regulation of synapse assembly. The transcript has 18 exons. Gene Ontology annotation, cellular component: cell surface; postsynaptic membrane. Gene Ontology annotation, molecular function: X11-like protein binding; kinesin binding; calcium ion binding.
CGCGGCCCCGCGGACGCGCGUUCCGGGCUCCGCCGGCGAUUCGAGGCGCGCGCCCCGUCCCCGCCUCUCCCCCGCACGCGCGCGCCCCUCGCGCCGCCACCCCGCCCCUCCCGCGCGCGCGCGCGCGCCCCUCCCGCCGCCACCCCGCCCCCGCCGGUACCCUCGCCGGACCCGUGAGAGCGCGCCGCCGCCAUCUUAGUUGCUGCCGCCGCCUCCAGCCAAGCGCUGCCUCGGCGGAGGGGAGGGCGCCCGCGGCCCGAGCGCGCGGCCCAGCGUCGCGCCGGCGGCUCGGCGGCUCCCGGAGCUCUCCGCGGCGCGAAGCAGCCGGCCCCGGGCCGCCAGAGCCCCGCUCGGCGCCCCGCGCGCCUGCCUGCCGCUCCCGCCUCGGGCCGGCCGCGGCGCCGCGAGCCCGAGCGAUGCUGCGCCGCCCUGCGCUCGCGCCGGCCGCGGCCGCCUGGCUGCUGCUGGCCGGGCUGCUGAGCGGCGGCGGGGUCUGGGCCACGCGAGCGAACAAGCACAAGCCAUGGCUCGAGCCCACCUACCACGGCAUCGUCACAGAAAACGACAACGCGGUGCUCCUCGACCCUCCACUGAUCGCCCUGGAUAAAGACGCCCCUCUGCGGUUUGCAGAGAGUUUUGAGGUGACAGUCACCAAAGAAGGUGAGAUUUGUGGAUUUAAAAUUCAUGGGCAGAAUGUCCCCUUUGACGCAGUGGUAGUGGACAAGUCCACUGGCGAGGGCGUAAUUCGCUCAAAAGAGAAACUGGACUGUGAGCUGCAGAAAGACUACACGUUCAGCAUCCAGGCCUAUGACUGCGGCCAGGGGCCCGACGGCGCCAACGCGAAAAAGUCUCAUAAAGCAACUGUCCACAUUCAGGUGAACGAUGUGAAUGAAUACGCACCCGUGUUCAGGGAGAAGUCCUACAAAGCCACGGUCACUGAGGGCAAGCAGCAUGACAGCAUCCUGAGGGUGGAGGCCGUGGACGCCGACUGCUCCCCCCAGUUCAGCCAGAUUUGCAGCUAUGAAAUCGUCACUCCAGAUGUGCCAUUCGCUGUCGACAAAGAUGGUUAUAUAAAAAACACGGAAAAGCUAAACUAUGGGAAGGAACAGCAGUACAAGCUGACCGUCACCGCCUACGACUGCGGGAAGAGAAGGGCAGCGGAAGAUGUCUUGGUGAAGGUCAGCGUCAAGCCCGCCUGCAGCCCCGGCUGGCAAGGAUGGAGCAAGAGAAUCGAGUACGAGCCUGGCUCGGGCCCUCUGGCCCUCCUCCCAGACGCCCACCUGGAGACGUGCGGGGAGCCCGUGGCCUCGGUGCAGGCGAUGGUAGAGCUGGAGACCGGCCACAUCGGGAAAGGCUGUGACCGUGACACCUACUCUGAGCAAUCUCUUCACCGGCUGUGCGGCGCUGCGUCUGGCACCACCGAGCUGCUCCCGUCCCCGAGUGGAUCCUUGAACUGGACUGUUGGCCUCCCCACCGACAACGGCCAAGACAGUGACCAGGUCUUCGAGUUCAAUGGCACCCAAGCAGUGAGGAUCCCAGAUGGUGUCGUUUCCGUCAACCCGAAAGAACCUUUUACGAUUUCUGUGUGGAUGCGGCACGGGCCUUUCGGCAGGAAGAAGGAGACGAUCCUUUGUAGCUCAGACAAAACAGACAUGAACCGGCACCAUUAUUCACUCUACGUCCACGGCUGCCGCCUUACUUUCCUCCUCCGCCAGGAUCCUUCCGAAGAGAAGAAAUACAAACCUGCAGAAUUCCACUGGAAGUUGAAUCAGGUCUGUGAUGAGGAGUGGCAUCACUACGUCCUCAAUGUGGAAUUCCCAAGCGUGACUCUCUACGUGGACGGUGUUUCUCACGAGCCCUUCUCUGUGACCGAAGAUUACCCGCUUCAUCCAUCCAAGAUUGAAACUCAGCUCGUGGUCGGGGCUUGCUGGCAAGGCGGCGACCUGCACAUGACCCAGUUUUUCCGGGGUAACCUGGCUGGCCUGACCGUCCGUUCUGGGAAACUCGCGGACAAGAAGGUGAUUGACUGUCUGUACACCUGCAAGGAGGGGCUGGACCUGCAGCUUCCUGAGGACGGCGGGGGCGUGAAGAUCCAUACCAACCCCAGUCAGUUGGCGUUGACCUUGGAGGGAGACGAUGUUGGGGAGCUGGAUAAAGCCAUGCAGCACGUCGCCUACCUGAACUCACGGCAGUUCCCCACACCUGGGAUCCGAAGACUCAAAAUCACCACCACAGUCAAGUGUUUUAAUGAGGCCGCCUGCAUCUCAGUGCCCCCGGUGGACGGUUACGUGAUGGUGCUGCAGCCGGAGGAGCCGAAGGUCAGCCUGAGUGGGGUCCACCAUUUUGCUCGUGCGGCUUCGGAAUUCGAAAGCCCAGAAGGGGUUUUCCUUUUCCCUGAGCUUCGGAUCAUCAGCACCAUCACGAGAGAAGUGGAGCCCGAAGGGGAAGGGGACGAGGACCCCACAGUUCAAGAGUCGCUCGUGUCCGAGGAGAUCGUGCAUGACCUGGACACCUGAGAAGUCACGGUGGAUGGGGAGGACCUGAACCCGGCCCAGGAGAGCCUGGAGGUGGACACGGCCCGCCUGCAGCAGAAGGGCAUCGCAGUGAGCGGCUCUGACCUGGGCAUGGUCUUCACGGGUGUGGACACCAUGGCCAACUAUGAGGAGGUUCUUCGCCUCCUCCGCUAUCGGAACUGGCACACCAGGUCCCUGCUUGACCGGAAGUUCAAGCUCGUCUGCUCAGAGCUCAAUGGUCGCUACGUCAGCAACGAGUUUCAGGUGGAGGUGAACGUCAUUCACACGGCCAGCCCCAUGGAGCACGCCAGCCACAUGGCCGCCCAGCCGCAGUUCGUCCACCCGGAGCGUCACGCCUUUGUCGAUCUCUCAGGUCACAACCUGGCCAGCCCCCACCCGUUCGCAGUUGUCCCCAGCACCGCCACCGUUGUCAUUGUGGUGUGCGUCAGCUUCCUGGUUUUCAUGAUCAUCCUGGGGGUGUUCCGGAUCCGGGCUGCUCAUCAGCGGACCAUGCGGGACCAGGACACCGGGAAGGAGAACGAGAUGGAUUGGGACGACUCCGCUCUGACCAUCACCGUAAACCCCAUGGAGACAUACGAGGACCAGCACAGUAGCGAGGAGGAGGAGGAGGAGGAAGAGGAGGAGGAGAGCGAGGCCGGGGAGGAGGAAGAUGACAUCACCAGUGCCGAGUCGGAAAGCAGUGAGGAGGAGGAGGGGGAGCACGGAGACCAGCAGAGCGCGAACCGGCAGCAGCAGCUGGAGUGGGAUGACUCCACCCUGAGCUACUGAGUCCCCCCCCCCCGCCCCCACAACCCCCCCUUCCGCUUCAGGAGACUCCGCUGCCCCAGCCUCAAGGGUCCACGGUGUACAAAGUCAUUCCGGCCAGUAGGUCUGCAGACCCUCCCCGCUCGGUGUCACACCUGCCCUCCGCCCAGCUCGCUCUGAGCUCGCCGCGGCUCGCUCUGCGCGGCCCCCUCACGCCUCCAGAAAAGCUGCAAUCCCUGGACUCACUGACAAAGGGUUAAAAUUGCUCCCUCCCGCCUCGUAAUCCUUUCUUCUUUUUUUAAAGUCUUUAUUUUUUCCAAACUAGUGCAUGUAUAAAAUGGCAGAAUGGGGGUUAAUAUGUAGAUGAUGAACUGACUUUUUAAUAUUUUGUAAAUAAAUUGGGAUUCCUCGUGUCCUCCGUGCUAGUGUGACCCAGGACUGGCAUGCAGAGUGAGGCUUGAAACACAGGAGAGGCCCCGCGGGCUCCAGCCCCACCCCCACCCCAGAGGAGAGGGACCUGCCCUGCUUGGGCCCAGCUCAGUGCACACCCUCGGUGGGCGCCCCGGCGGUUCAGGGGCACGGACUUCCCCGCACUGCUCAGCAGCGGGGGACCGGAUCGGGAGCCCUCUCCGGAGGCUAGAAACAGCCAGCUCUUUGCUUUGGGAUUCUACCCGUUUCUGGUCUGACAGAGGGGUGGGGGUGCCGGGGUCCCUGGCCUCUUUCACACACUCCUCUGAGACCGUCAGCUCCUUGCACAGGAAGCUGGACUCCUUGUGUGCAGCCUCAGGUUCGUGCCUCCUCGACGUCCAACGCCCUGCCGGUGAGUGCGUGCACCGAUGGCGCGAAGUGUCCGGCCACUUGGCGUGGAGACAGAACCGGCCUGCGUGGCCCGCGCUCAACAACGUCCGAGGCUGAGUGCGGGCUUUCCCCCCAGCGGCCCCAGAGGCGAACCCCGCUCCCCAGGAGUGAGAGGCCCCGCUGCUCGGCCCGUGGGGGGUGGAAAAGGAGAGGACAAGUCAUGAGCUCAAACCCCGACAGCACUUUGUUUUUAAUUUACAUGUAAAAUUUUAGAUUUCUAAACCUGGGGGGGAAAUAAUCAUGAAUACUGUUCUGUGAUCAUAACUGCUAGUUUCGCGGACACUGCGGCUGUCACGCGUCGUGUGUGGCCGCCCCUCAUGUCCUGUCGCUGUAGCUGCUCUGUGUAGACAAUGGUAGAUGCUAAGGCAGACCCUGCGCGGUGUCACUUCGCACAUGUGUAUAUUGAUGAGGUCAGAAAGUGUCCCCGCCGCAAUAAAGCGCUGGCUCU